This is a messenger RNA of Plutella xylostella (diamondback moth), 3142 nucleotides long. RefSeq lists its product as uncharacterized. Gene Ontology annotation, molecular function: protein binding. NCBI's taxonomy places the organism in Eukaryota, Metazoa, Arthropoda, Insecta, Lepidoptera, Plutellidae. The record is from RefSeq and is a predicted model, not a curated record.
CCGGCGGCAGGCGGACGCCCGCCCUGUUCUGUCAAAAAAUACUGGCCGUUUACGUCAGAAAAAAACAAUUAAAUUCAAAUUUCGAAUUCGAAAUACGGUGCGUUUGUGGAGUGACGUGAAGUGUGGAUUGGCCUUCGUUUGAGUGUCUUCAGAUGAGAUGGGAAUGCGAGCACUAUGGUUCGGGACGUGUUGGCUGAUCCUGACCCUGUGUGUCUCCGGCAGCGGCAGUGACUGGCUCAGCUGCGCCCAGAUCGCGGUGUGCACUUGCAAGUGGUCGUCAGGGAAAAAAACCGCGUCCUGCGUCUCCGGAAACCUUGAACAACUGCCUCGGCUCUCCGCAGACAUCCAAGUACUCGAUCUGCAUGGCAAUCCACUAAAGACUCUCGAAGAAGACGCUUUCGCCAAAAUUGAGCUAUUAAACCUGCAACGACUCAAUUUGAGCUCAACGAGUCUACGCUCCGUACACCCUGACGCUUUUAGGGAGCUCCGGAUACUUAUUGAAUUGGACCUCUCGCAAAACGACCUGUUCCAAUUAUCGCCCGAUACCUUCAGGGGAAACGACCGGCUGAGACUGUUAGUACUAAAUGAUAACCCUUUGAACUCAUUAGUGGUGGAACAGUUUCCGCCCUUGCAACAUUUGAAACGACUGGAACUGGCGCGCUGUCGGCUCCGGAAAAUACACCCGUGGGCUUUUGUACACUUACGAGCAUUAGAAACUAUACAUGUUCAUCAGAAUUUGUUGUCAUAUCUACACCAUGACACUUUUAAUUUGCCUCUUUUGAAGACUUUAACGCUUUCAGAGAACCCCUGGUACUGUGAUUGUAGACUAAGAGAGUUUCACGAGUGGUUCCUGAAUAGUAAUGUAGGAAACGAAGAAGUUACGUGUGGUGGGCCGGAGACUAACGCUCAUAGUUCAUGGAGAAGUGUAAGAGGAGAUGAGAUGGUGUGUCCGCCAGAAGCUAUAUCCAGUCCAACCGUCAUACGGACUGAGGCGGGAGCGGACAUAUCCUUCGGAUGUUUUGCUCGUGGCGACCCCAAGCCUGAGAUAGACUGGUUCUUUCAUAGUGUAGAAGUGUUGAACGAGACAUACAAAAACAGUGAAAUUAUUGUGCAUCGACAUACCAUCGAACAUUACGACGAGUACAAUGACGAUUUUAUAAACAAAAGUGCGCAGUGGUUGAAUGUGACGAUAAACAAUGUGACUAGUGAUUUAGCCGGUGAAUGGGCAUGUAAAGCGAAAAGUUCCGUGGGAAUAGCCAAAGUUUACCUGACUCUAGUGCUACCAAAAGCCAGAAUCGCCAAGGCGCGUGUGGCUCCAGACUAUUCCGCAUUUUUUGCUGUUGCCGGCUCUAUAUUAGGCAUGACAGGGAUGGGGUUCUUGGCGGCAUGCUUCUGUUGGAAGACCAGACGCCGGAGAGUCCCGCCCAGCAGGAGUUUCACGGACCAGGAGAAGAAGCUUCUAGAUACUUCUUUAGCCGUUAGCUGUGAUAGGACUAGUGCUGAGUUAGGGUCUUCUUACGGCUUUGAGAUGCUAGACCGCUCAAUGUCUUUAGAGAGUGAGGAUACGCAGAGGUGUUUGGAGCCGAUGCAGAUCACGAUAGAACCCCAUGGAGGGUUUCCUCCGCCGCCGGCAGAAUUCUCGUUUCCUGCCCCUUACGGGAAUAUUUUUAUAUCAGUGCAAGUGAAGGGUCAUAACGAUGAGUAUCCCGAUCUUCUUGGAGGUGGAGCGACCUUGCCUAGGAGGAGUAGGACUUGUUUUCUUAAAUCUGACUAUGACAACAUGGGUCCUCGGAUCACGGCUGCUGGCAGCUCAGUGUGGUCCCUGCCAGGGUCCAACGACCAGGUCGCAGUGAAGCCUCCCCAAGUACCAAUAUGUCUGUCCACUUUCUCAACGGAAUUCACCGCGCUAUGAAUCUUAGUAUAAGAAAUUUUAUCAUAGUUUUAUAAAAACUCUAGGUGUUUAAGGAUUUUGCUAACAGUUAUUAUUAACGGAUUAAUUAUUAAUGAAUCUCGAAUGCUCUAUGAAUCGGUUUGCCAAUAGCAUUUUAAUGAUACGUUAUUUCAUAUUUGUGUAGGUACUUUAUUAAUCAAAGUCAAAUGUGUUUACACACAAUUUACAGGCCGAUGUUGCAUGGAUAAAUAUCAAUUAGGUAUAAUGUAACAUAUCAAUGGAAUAAAAAUAUUUGUGUUAAAAUAUUUGAAUGAUUUAUUAGAUGUUGUUUGUUAAUCUCUCACUAUGUGUUAAUGCGAUUAUAGUUUUUAAGCGAAUAAAACUUUGUUAAUAUUUUAUUCGUUUAGUACUUUAUGGAAUUCAAAUGGAUAAAAUAUAUUUUACCAUAUUACCUAGUUUACCAGACUGACUUCCUGAAUAAAUUAAAAAUAUUUAUAGUUUUUAUUUUUGCAAUUCAGUGUAAAUAGUCAUGUAGUCAGUCUGAGUUCCAUUAGUCAAACCACAACGAUGUUUUGCUUUUUUGCUUUACUUCAAACAUAGGACUGAAAGAAUUACUCGUAGAUAGUAUACGAAUUAUGGUGACUUUUGUAAAUAAUAUAAAACUCUCACACUAUGCCGCCUUAAUAAGGGAAGUUUGUGUAAAAUGUGAAAUCGUUAAAAAGUUUUAACUAUACUACAUGUUUUUACUGGACCCCUACUAUGUUUUAAACUUGGCCUAAAAUAUAGUACCUAAUAUUAUGCAAUAUAAAGAUACUGUUUUAUUAAUUUUAUGAUGAAUAAAUGCCCAUCAAUGGAAUAGUUUUUUCAAUUAAAUAUAUUUGUGUAGUAAGUUAACGUUUGUAAUUUUUUUGUAUAUAUUUUAAUUUACCUUUUUUACAAUUUACAUUGAAUAUCUGCCACUACUACCUUCAUAUAUAAUAAUUUUAAUAACUGAGAUAUGGGAGCGAUUCUAAAAUUAAGAAAGAAGAAACAAAGAAAGUAUGAAAGAAAUACAUUUAUUCAGUGCACUGAAUUUUUGAGUUAUUUUGAUAUUGUUAAUUUGAGUACCUACCUUGAAUCGGUUUCAAUGUUAAUUGUAUGACAUGUUUGAUCAUUUUAAUAAUGUAAGUAGGUAAAGUUUGUAAGAUUUUGAAUUUAAAACUAUUUGCUUUAAAACUCAAGAGAGAAUAAAGAAAUGAACUGAAAAUAUAA